Messenger RNA from Saprolegnia parasitica CBS 223.65, 318 nucleotides. RefSeq lists its product as hypothetical. Lineage: Eukaryota; Oomycota; Saprolegniomycetes; Saprolegniales; Saprolegniaceae. The coding region runs from base 1 to 318 and encodes 105 amino acids. The record is from RefSeq and is a predicted model, not a curated record. The transcript has a single exon.
AUGGAGGCCACGAGCAGUCAUCUGUGCUUGUACCGCAACAAGGUCUGCCUCUUGCCUCGCGCCAUCAAGAAGAACGGCCAGCUCCACAGCCUCUGCGAGUUCCACCGCGUCAAAGCGAAUCUGAACCAGCGCCGCCUCGAGAAGAAGAAAAAGUCGACGAGCCGCUUGCCCGAGACCAACCGAUCGGGCUGCAAAGAGCUCUGGGUCGACCCCGUCGCCUCGAGCGAAGACGACGAUUACGACGAUGAGAAUGCCGACGACACGCAGAACGCCGACCACGUCAUUUGGGCCGAGCCCAUCAAGCUGCCCGUGCCCUAG